Protopolystoma xenopodis is the source of this 243-nucleotide messenger RNA. NCBI's taxonomy places the organism in Eukaryota, Metazoa, Platyhelminthes, Monogenea, Polystomatidea, Polystomatidae. The record is from the annotation of a GenBank genome assembly.
AUGAGUUGCCGAGGUGAUUCGCGUGAUGAAUAUAAACAAAUGACUGCUUCAAUGCUGGGAACUGAGGCUAGACUGAAGCCUGAAGAGAGUCCGGUAAAGUUGAACGGGUCCGGAGAUGAAGGCUGUAAUGUUGUUUCAGUUGUUGUCAGUUCCCACGAACUUCAGAUACGUCAACACGUUUCGUCAGUUGCGUGCCCUUCGGCGUCCAUAUUUCCGUUUGCGCUGACUUGGCCAAGCCCGUAA